Molecule: messenger RNA, 2561 nt
Organism: Gadus morhua (Atlantic cod)
Lineage: Eukaryota; Metazoa; Chordata; Actinopteri; Gadiformes; Gadidae
Gene: trmt2b
Product: tRNA methyltransferase 2B
Exons: 2
Coding region: 76-1554 (492 amino acids)
Biological process (GO): RNA processing
Molecular function (GO): tRNA (uracil(54)-C5)-methyltransferase activity, S-adenosyl methionine-dependent; RNA binding
Source: RefSeq, a predicted model, not a curated record
CACGUUUGUUCUCAAUUUAUUGUAAACAUACUUUGGUGAGACUGUGAUUCCUCGUUGCCUUAAUAUUUUAAUAAUAUGGCUUUGACAGUCCCAUGCAUGAAGCCGGUCAAUACUUUUCAACGUCAGCUCCAGGGCUUUCUAUGGAAGUCCUUUUUUUGCAUAUCAACUGUUGAUAUUUUUAAAGUCAAACCGCCAAAGAAAAUACGGAGAAAGAAACAAAACAUGAAAGCUUUCGAUGAAAGCAUGUCCUGGGAAGACAGACUGGCUGAUGCUGUGACACCCCUUUGGAGGCUCAGUUAUGAUGAACAACUUCACAUCAAACAGCAAAACCAGGAAAAUAUACUGAAACAAUUCUCUUCCCAGCUUUCCCAUUUAAUCUUAGCUCAGCAAUCACCGGUGGUCAACGAUACGUCGGGCUUCUCUGUUCUGCCUAUAAUGCCAUCACCAGUUAGGGACUUCUAUCGCAAUAAGUCUACAUUCUCUGUCAACAAAGGCGUGGAUGGCAACCCUAAAACAGUCGGGUUUUAUGUUGGUACUGGCAGGGACCGAAACAUUAUUUGCGUCAAUGGAGACCACCUUCUGAACAUGCCUGAAAAGCACAAACAAGUGGCCAGAUGCUACCAAGAAUUCAUUCGUCUAUCUCCCUUAGAUUCAUGCCUUCUGUUCCAUAAAGGAGGUCACUGGAGAGAGGUCACGGUCAGGACCAAUGCAAAGGGCCACACUAUGGUUAUAGUCUAUUUUCACCCACAAACACUUGUCCCAGAGGAGAUAGCAAUUCACAAACAAGCCCUUGUGGAUUACUUCACAAAGGGCCCGGGAGCCAUUUGUGAGCUCUACUCACUGUUCUUCCAAGAGACUUCCAUGACCCGCUGUGAUCACGAAGAAUCCCCAUACCAACUCUUGUAUGGCCAGGCACAUAUACACGAAGAGCUGCUGAGCUUCAAGUUCCGCAUCUCCCCGGACGCUUUCUUCCAGGUGAACACGGCUGCAGCCGAAGUGCUCUUCACCGUGGCUCGGGAGAUGUGCUUCCCGGAAGGGGUGGCGGAUAGGGUGGGUGGUACCCUUCUGGACGUGUGCUGCGGCACGGGCGCCAUCGGCAUCACCCUGUCCCCCGCGGUGGAGCAGGUCGUCGGGGUGGAGCUGGUCCCACAGGCGGUGGAGGACGCCAGACACAAUGCCGCGCUCAAUGGUGUGCUCAACUGCCAGUUUCUCGCCGGAAAAGCAGAGGUGAUCCUUCCCAGGAUCUUUCCCCAGCUGAGCAGUUCCGAAGAAGGAAGUGGCGGUGGCGGCAUGGCGGCUUUGGUCAACCCUGCCCGAGCCGGGCUUCACUACCGCGUGGUCCGGGCGUUGCGAAACCAACCCGACGUGCGCAGACUGGUCUACGUUUCCUGUAAACCAGAUGGAGAGGCCAUGAGGAACUUCAUUGAGCUUUGCUGCCCUCCGGACCCACAGAAGAAACUCACAGGGGAGGCCUUUACCCCGAGAGUGGCUGUGCCAAUCGAUAUGUUCCCACACACAGAGCAUUGUGAACUGGUGUUACUUUUUGAGAGAUAGGUUUGGAACUUUAUGUUUAUAUUUUUAUAUGGUAUUAAAUCCUGCUAGCUAGUUUUUUGUUUUUUUGUUUUAAAUGGAGGAAUGAUCGUGUAUACUUGCAUAAACAGCUACUGCAUUCAUUCAAGUGAAGAAUGUGUUCUUCUACCCAAUUAGAUUGACCAAUCCAAUUUGUCCACUGCUCUAAUGCUGUACUCAACCACUAGAUGGUACUGUUUGGGCUUCCACGUGUCUAGUAUAUCAUGUCACAUUGUCAAAAAAGUAAUUGUUUCACAAUAGAUUAUGGUCACACUUUCAGUUAACUAUAGUUCAUGUGCUGAAUGGUAAAGUAGGUCAACACAAGAGAAGUGCAGUAAUUUAUUGCAACAUAGUUUACCAUUAUUCUUUUGAAUGGGGUAAUGCAGUGCUGAUGUCCGUCCCCUCAUUGCGAGUUCAGUCACCCCCAAUGGGAUGAGCAAAUGUGUUUACUUUGUUGCACAAUAAACUGUAUCUAUAUGAUAUAAUUUUUUAAAUAAAGAGAUUGGGAUGUUGGUGCAUGGCACGAAACGGUUGAGUGGGUUAUAAUCAUCCGAUCAUAGAUAAGGGACAUGGGGCGGCACCUCGGCCAUUAGGUUGGGUCAAAAUAUUGGAAAAUAAUGUAUGCUUCAAUUAUACAACAAUCCAACCAUCACUUAUACCUGUUAACGCACUAUAUCUCUGUCCCACACGAGCUCAUAUGAUAUUGAUGAUGAGAUAUUAGGUCUAUUGUCCUACAUUGGAUUGCACUGAUAUCAAUCUGCGUCUGCUUUUUUACCAUCCAUAUUAGCCCUGCUUACCAUACAUUUCAAGUCGCUUUCCUGUCAUUGCACAAUCAUUUUUGCACUUGGAUCCAGUUGUAUGCAACAAGAUCUUGCAUUUAAACAGUUUAGUAUGGUAGCAUUAUGUGUAGUGUAGGUUGGCCUAAUUUUUGCCGGCAAAUCUUUUUGUGUAUUACUAAUUGUUAUUUUGUGGAUUAAAUUGUGUUUAUUGAG